Molecule: messenger RNA, 1272 nt
Organism: Geodia barretti
Lineage: Eukaryota; Metazoa; Porifera; Demospongiae; Tetractinellida; Geodiidae
Source: the annotation of a GenBank genome assembly
AUGUCCAAUUCCGACGACUACGGGCCGGGUCUCCUGGCUCCAUACCGGGUACUCGAUCUCACCGACGGGCGCGGGCUACUCUGCGGCAAGAUGCUUGCCGACCUGGGGGCGGAUGUAGUCCAGGUGGAACCUUCGGGAGGCAGCCCGGCCCGAAAGAUAGGCCCGUUCUACAAGGACGAACCAGGCGCGGACCAUAGCCUGUUCUGGUGGGCGUAUUGCGCCAACAAGCGCGGCGUCACGUUGGAUGUCAGCCGGGCGGAUGGCGCGGCGCUGUUCCGGCGACUGGUUGGUCAGGCCGACUUCAUCAUCGAAUCCGCCGACCCGGGGCACAUGAACUCGUUGGGUUUGGGUUACCCCGAGUUGCAGGAAUUGAACCCGCGACUGGUCAUGGUGUCCAUCACGGCCUUCGGCCAGGAUGGGCCAUACGCGGACUACGCGGCCUCCGAUAUCGUCGGUAUGGCGUUGGGUGGGUUCAUGCACCUGACCGGCGACGGGGACCGGCCGCCGCUGAGGGUCAGCAUGCCCCAGUUCUACCAGCACGGCAGCGCCGCCGGAGCCGCCGCCGCGAUGAUCGCGCACACGCAUCGGCAGCUGACAGGAGAGGGGCAGCACGUGGACGUGUCCUGCCAGCAGGCGGUGGCGCGGACGCUGGCCCAUGCGCCGCAAUACUGGGACCUGGAGCAGACCAUCCUGCGCCGAAUGGGCGCGUAUCGGGAGUCGGCGGGCGGGACGUUCACGCGCAUCAACUGGCCGUGCAAGGACGGAUACGUCAACUUCCAGCCGGGCGGCGGUACGGCCGGCGCGGCACGUAGCGUUCGAUCGAUGCUGGCCUGGAUGACCGAGGAAGGUAUGGGAAGUCCUGAACUGGACGCGGUCAACUGGGAAGAGCUGGGCUAUGGCACGGCGCGGGCGGAGAUCAUGGAGCAGACGGUGGACGCAGUUGCGCCGUUUUUCAUGACCCACACGCGCAACGAGCUGGCCGACGGCGCACUGGAACGACGCAUACUGCUCUUUCCGGUGGCCACGCCCAGCGACAUUCUGGCGCACCGGCAAUUGGCGGCGCGGGACUACUACGACCAGAUCGAGCACCCCGAACUCGGUGAAACCGUGACCUACCCGGGGCACUUCGUCAAGGAUAUGCAGGACCCGAAACGUGUAGGUGUGCGGCGGCGCGCGCCACGCGUUGGUGAGCACAACCGGGAGAUCCUCGGCGGGGAGCUGGGACUACAGGACCGCGAUCUGGCGCGGCUGUCCGAACUCGGCGUGAUCUAG